GGCUGGUUUUUGACAGGAAGUGUGUGUGAGAACUGAAACAGAAGGAAAACUGGAUUUUUGCGCUUCGAUGAGUCAAAACGUCGAAGUGAAUUAUGACUUUUAAGGCCAACAGCAGGCAAAGAUGCAAUGGAGGUCAAUAGUCGUGGGUCUUCUCGUUCUAAGGGUGGUUUUGAAUUGCGCCGUGUGGCUAAUGUUUGGACUGGGACCUAGCUGGGGCUUUGACUUCCCCAUCAAAUUCGCUUUCAACUUGCAUAAAAUCGAACUUCUCAAGGAUGACGACAGAGCCACAGCCAAACCCAACGCCUGGUCACAGCACAUGUACGAAAACAGAAACCCUCAGGCAAAGACCUGCUCAAAGAUCAGUGGGAAUUCACCAAAGAAAUCCUACCUCAGUUUCUUUCAGGAGGGCAGAGAUGAGUACGAUAGAAAGUACAGCUCCUUCCCUGACGCGCUGAAAGUGAAGAUGAGGGGGAUGGCGAGAGACAUGUUUUAUUUCGGAUAUGAUAACUACAUGAAGUUUGCCUUUCCAGAGGAUGAACUGAACCCUAUAGCUUGUGAAGGUCGAGGACCUGACGUGCUCAACCCGUCAAAUAUCAACAUUAAUGAUGUCCUUGGAAACUAUUCUCUAACCCUCAUCGAUGCUCUUGAUACACUGUUGGUGCUUGGAAAUGUGACAGAGUUCCAUCGAGCUGUCAAGCUGGUUAUUGAUACGGUCUCUUUUGACAAGGACUCCACUGUUCAAGUCUUUGAGGCUAACAUUAGAAUCCUUGGCAGUUUGAUCUCAGCCCAUAUUCUGCUGACUGACCCCCGGCACCCGUUUGGUGAUGUAGGACUGAAGGACUAUGACAAUGAGCUGCUACAUCUGGCACACGACCUGGCUGUGCGACUGCUGCCUGCCUUUGAGAACACUGGCACGGGCAUUCCCUACCCCAGGGUGAAUUUAAAGACCGGCGUUCCUCUUGACAGCAUUAACGAGACCUGUACGGCAGGGGCGGGCUCCCUGCUUGUAGAGUUUGGCAUUCUGAGCCGUCUGAUUGGUGACUCUACAUUUGAGUGGGUUGCACGGCGGGCUGUUAAAGCACUAUGGAACUUGAGAAGUAAUGAAACGGGGCUGCUGGGGAAUGUGGUGAACAUUCAGACUGGUCAGUGGGUUGGAAAGCAGAGUGGUCUUGGUGCUGGCAUGGACUCAUUCUAUGAGUAUCUUCUCAAGUCUUACAUCUUGUUUGGAGAGAAAGAAGACUACAGGAUGUUCUCGGCAGCUUACGAGAGCAUUCAGAGUCACCUGAGAAGGGGAAGAGAGGCGUGCAAUGAAGGGGAAGGUGACCCACCUCUUUAUGUGAAUGUGAACAUGUUUAAUGGACAGAUCAUGAACACAUGGAUUGACUCCCUGCAGGCAUUCUUCCCUGGCCUACAGGUUUUGAAUGGAGAUGUUGAAAAUGCCAUUUGCCUUCAUGCCUUUUACUAUGCAAUCUGGAAGCGCUUCGGUGCUCUUCCUGAGAGAUAUAACUGGCAGCUUCAGGCCCCAGACGUGCUGUUUUACCCUUUAAGACCUGAACUAGUGGAAUCCACAUACCUGCUCUACCAGGCAACCAAGAAUCCUUUUUAUCUUCAUGUAGGAAGGGACAUUCUUGAAAGUCUUGAAAAGAAUACCAAAGUCAGGUGUGGUUAUGCCACUCUUCAUCAUGUGGUGGACAAGUCCAAGGAGGAUCGUAUGGAGAGUUUCUUUCUCAGCGAAACCUGCAAAUACCUUUAUCUGCUCUUUGAUGAAGACAACCCUCUGCACAAGUCUGACAAUAAGUACAUCUUCACUACAGAAGGCCACGUAGUGCCAAUAGAUCAACGCUUCAGGGAGAAGAGUUGGGAAGAGCAAUACCCAUGUGAAGGGUCCAGCAAUGAGCCCCCAGCCAACAUAAGCAACUGUGAAAGGAUUUCUGAAGAGCGACGUUACAGUCUUCCACUAAAGAGCAUGUACAUGAGGCAGAUUGACCACAUGGUGGGGCUGUCCUGACAUCAAUACUGACCCCUGGAGCCCUGGAGGCAUCAUCAUUUAAAAACCCCCUGGAGGGGUUAAGGAAUAAGACUCUCGAGAACAGAACUUUUCAAUCUCUAUUUGCACAGCGAGUGACAGUAUUUGGUCAGCAUGUUAUCUGAACACCGGUACCAGUUGUUCUUGUUUUAUUGACAUGAAAGUGUCCUCGAGUCAGACCAGGUUUUUGGAUUUAGUUGCAUAUUCGGAUCCGUACUGCGAAGGUCCUUGGCAUCAAAUAAUAAAAACAUUCAGGGCAGUUUGGCUCUUCGCAAAAUCCAUUUUGAAACGACUUUUUGAUUCUUGGGGCUGAUUUAUUUUUAUAUUGUGCAAUCUCGUGUGUUUACACACAAAGUUUUUCCCUGCACGUUUUCUUCAGUGCCAUGUUUCAUGACAGCUUGAUCAAGUAUUAUAAAGGGCUCUACUGGGUUGAGAGAUGGGUGUGCAUGUUUCAGAUUUCUUCUCAGUGAACUAGAUCUCAAGUAAGCUUUACACUUGAAAAACAGCUUUAUGUUCACUAUGCACCUUUCUGGAACAAACGUACAAUAUGGACUUAGUUUUAAUACAAAUCAGGCUUCUUUCUGACAAUUCUUUCACUUUGCAAUAUGACUUUGUUUUUCUUUUUUUCUUGUGCCUUGCUUUGCAAGGUGUAGAACACUGGCCUGCUUUGCAUGGUUCCACUUUUUCAAUUGUUCCUUUUUUUUUUUCUGUGGUCAGUCCAUUGUGAUGAAAUUGGAAAAGUUUUAUGUAGCCUAAAUGUUUGCUAAGUUUUUGAGAUCCACACUUAUUCAAGCUUAAGUCCUUUGACAAUGAUAAUGAUAACAUCAAGUCAUUUUGUACAUUUUCACAGCAUCUUUAGGAAUUGCUGUGGAUUGACUCUGAUUCAGGUCUGAACUUCCAGUAAUUAUAGACUAAUGAGCAAACAUGCAUAUUAACAUGCCAGUCAAAUGAAACAAAAAUGUGGAAAAGCAGAUUUCAUAUCAAUUAUGUGGACCAAAAAUAACAACAUGUAACAAACACAUGUGCCUUUUACAAUUUGUGAAUUUUUGCUCUGUCCUCAGGAUUAUAAGUAUGCGAUUAUGCAGUCAUUCAGGUGAUUUGCAUAUGAUACUUUGUUAGCUUUUCUUCUUUUUAUGUAAUGCCUUAGUGGUUGAUACAGGUGGAAAUAUUUUCUGAACAAAGUCAUAAUAGGGAUUACGAGAAUGUUGAUCAAUAUGUUGUUAAGACUAGAAUAAAAUGAAUUUCUUUGCUAUUACAAAUUAUAAUUAACUUGGGGCACAUACAAGGUUUAUUCUGGGUUGAUAUUUAUUCAGAGUUGAUUGUAUUUUAUUAACGUUGAUAACGUUUAUCUAUCUGUUGAUUUUUAUUGUGAUUUAAUCUUCAAGUAUUUGGUCCAGAAAGACCAAAGUGGAUGUCUACACUGUUUAUUUUAUCAAAUUAAAAUUAAAUCCAUGACUCUGCAAAGGCAAAAAUAAAGUUUCUAGUCAGGUAAUUUUAUGUUAUCACUAAUAUUGGGACAAUAUUACAACCCUGUGAUAUUUAGGAGGUGUAGAUGAUGAUUAGCUUUGGUUCUUCUGUGUUUUCUAUGUACAGAAUUCAAAGCCAUUACAGAUCCAGUAAUAUGCCUGGAUGUACAUGUAUUAUGAGAUUUUUAUAUUCACAAAUCAAAUUUUUGCACCAAACAUUUUUACAUAAAAUUGUAUUAAACCUAUAGUUUAAGCUAUAGUGCGAACACCCCAACAUCCUACACACUAGUUCCAAGACAAUUCAGAAUAAAAGAGACUGAAAUAAUUGAUAAGGGUAUCACAAGGUUUCUUUCUCACAUGUAUCUCAUAUUAAGAAAAUUUGAAUGCGUAUGAUUAUCAUUGGUUGCACUGUAAUUUGAUGCCUCUUCUACUGUUUGUAGUACUGCUGCCAGUACAGUGAAAGAAAAUACACUAGGUUCAGUCCUUUCUACAGAA
Molecule: messenger RNA, 3987 nt
Organism: Myxocyprinus asiaticus (Chinese sucker)
Lineage: Eukaryota; Metazoa; Chordata; Actinopteri; Cypriniformes; Catostomidae
Product: ER degradation-enhancing alpha-mannosidase-like protein 1
Exons: 12
Coding region: 122-2008 (628 amino acids)
Biological process (GO): mannose trimming involved in glycoprotein ERAD pathway; carbohydrate metabolic process; endoplasmic reticulum mannose trimming
Cellular component (GO): endoplasmic reticulum; membrane
Molecular function (GO): mannosyl-oligosaccharide 1,2-alpha-mannosidase activity; calcium ion binding
Source: RefSeq, a predicted model, not a curated record